AUGGCCUUCACUGCGCUACUCGUCGUCGCGGUCGUCUCCGGCCUCCUGGCUCGGGAGGUCUGGCGAUGGUAUCGUCUCUCUCAUGUCCCAGGCCCCUUCUGGCACUCCGUCACGGGCUUCUCGAUGGCUCGCGCCGCAUUGAAUGGAUCUGUUCAUGAAUACUACAUGGCGCUUCACGAGAAAUAUGGACCUCUUAUUCGCAUCGGCCCCAAUACCGUCAUGUUCAGCGACCCGGAGACGCUGAAGAAGAUUUCUGCCGCUCGAAGCACGUAUACAAAGGGCGAAUGGUACGCCGUUGGCAGAACGACGCCCGGUGAAGAUCACUUAUUUUCCAUGCGUGACGAGGAGAAGCGCAAGCAUUUGAAGAGCAAAAUGGGUCCAGGUUAUUCUGGACUUGAGAAUGGAGGAUUCGAAGCCGGCGUUGAUAAGCACAUCGAUUCUUUCGUCGACCUAAUCGAGAGAAAGUACAUUUCUACUUCGACAAAGUUCAGGCCCAUGGACAUGGCCAGCAAGUCAACUUACUUCGCCCUUGAUGUGAUUAGCGAACUCGGCUUUGGUCACGCUUACGGCUUUCUGAGAGAAGAUCGCGAUCUCUACCAAUACGUGGCGACAAAGGAUGCGUUCUUCCCCAUCAUGAUCACGAUGGGCAACGUGCCAUGGUUGGCAAAGCUCAUGCACAGCUGGCCUUUGAAUCUGGGCUUGCCCAAAUCCGCAGACUCCGCAGGCUUUGGGGCUCUCAUGGGAAUCGCCGGGUCAGACACCACGGCAACAGCAAUUCGCAUGAUCCUCCUUUCUCUACUCUCCAACCCGUUGGCCUUCGCCGCACUCCGCGCAGAAAUCGACAUCGGCAUCGCUACCGGGAUGCUCAGUUCGCCAGUGAAGGACAUGGAGGCUAAAGCCAUGCCUUAUCUUCAGGCAGUGAUCCGCGAGGGACUUCGCCUUUACCCGCCGUCGACUGGUAUCGUCAGUAAAGAGGUGCCGAAGGGAGGAGAUACAAUACACGGAUCCUACUUGCCGGCCGGGACCCAACUGGGCGAGAAUGUUUGCAGCAUUGGUCGGACAGUAGAUAUUUUCGGCCCAGACGCCCAUGUGUUUAGACCGGAGCGGUGGAUUGAAGCUGCAAAUGAUGAUGAAAAGUUCAAGUCCAUGUUGUCAACGACUGAUCUCGUCUUCGGCUUCGGCAAGUUCUAUUGCAUGGGGAGGAAUAUCGCGUUGAUUGAGCUGAACAAGAUUUUCGUCGAGCUUCUUCGAAGAUACGAUUUUGCUCUCGCGAAACCAGAGAAGCCUUUGAAGCUUUGGAGUGCUGGGUUUUGGAUUACACAUGACUUUUGGUUGAGGAUUUCCAGGCGAAGUGGCCACUCACUUCCCUCGGUUCUGGCUAAAUAUCGUUAA
Molecule: messenger RNA, 1392 nt
Organism: Colletotrichum karsti
Lineage: Eukaryota; Fungi; Ascomycota; Sordariomycetes; Glomerellales; Glomerellaceae
Product: cytochrome P450
Exons: 5
Coding region: 1-1392 (463 amino acids)
Molecular function (GO): iron ion binding; oxidoreductase activity, acting on paired donors, with incorporation or reduction of molecular oxygen; heme binding
Source: RefSeq, a predicted model, not a curated record